Molecule: messenger RNA, 1525 nt
Organism: Synchiropus splendidus (mandarinfish)
Lineage: Eukaryota; Metazoa; Chordata; Actinopteri; Syngnathiformes; Callionymidae
Exons: 6
Coding region: 268-1242 (324 amino acids)
Source: RefSeq, a predicted model, not a curated record
GAGCCACAGAUUUCGCAGUGAGAAGUUAGGAGUUCUUCCACUCACUUUUGAAAUUAAAAGUGGAACAAUGGAGGGCGAUAUUUGGGAUGUGUUCAAGAGCACGGCUGACAUCAAGAUCUGCCAUAUUUUUCAGCCGCCACUCCACCGUCUGAUCUCCUCCUCUCCUCCAUCAUCAAAGCCGAGGCGUGAUGCGGCCCACCGCUCCGCGACGGCUGAUACUCACUCCAUCAGGCCUCUUUGAUCACCAGAUGAUCGUCCGUAACGUUCAUGACCUGUCACCGCCGCCGCUGCCGCCUUCAUACCCACCGCAGUUCAAAGAGUUCUCCUCCCUGCUUCUUCUCCUGUCUCCGUCCAAAUGACUGCAGGAACUGUAGAACAGAGGUCUGCAGCCUCCUCACAGUCCCUGCUUUGUGUGCCGGACUCCUCCUCAGCACUGGUGUGGGUACAGUCCAGUCGAGCCCGGAACAUUGCUCCGACUUCAGGUCUCAGCUGAUGAAAAUGCAAGUCUGUCUCUCUGCAGCUCUUCUGCUCUGCUAUGUCCUGCUCUGUUCCACAUCAGAGCGCCACAAGUCGACAGAUGGAGGGAUUCAAAGCUCCGGCAGGAAGAGGGAGCGAACUUUGGAAGUGAGGAGGAAUGACACGAGUGAACAUGACAGGACGGCGACGCCGAAGCUGAGCACCAAGACGACGAGAAGAAAGAAAGCCUUUAUGGGAGCGAGACAUGACACCAGUUGCACUCGGCUUGGUGGAAUCUGCCAGUCGACACGUUUCAUCUGUCAGGGCCGAUACCUGAGUGACAAGUGUGGAGGAGGGAAGACGCGCAAGUGCUGCCUGCCAGUCGGGGCAUGGAGCGUCCUGUGCGCCGGCCACCACAACAAUCGAGUGAGGGCCUGCGAUGCUCACGGCUGCGGAGCUUUCAACUCAGGAGGUGGCGACGGUCUUCAUAAAGCCGUGGACCUGGUGUGUGACGACUAUGGAGUGGUCAACGCCCCCUUCUCAGGAGCCCUGGCUGGUCCUGUGAGCCACAAGCAUCACAGGGGGGUCCAGUACGAUGGAGUCAAGCUCAUCAGUGACGAGCACUGCGUGAAGAUCUUCAACGUCCGACCUCUGCGCUACAUGGGACCGGUGGUUCAGGGGGAACCUCUGGGUUACGUGCUGCCGCUCCAGGACCGUGUGUCCGGGAUCACCUCACACUUGGAGCUCCAGAUGUGUGACGGCUCUGACCCGUCACCUUUUAUCUGAAGGACUUUUUUUUUUUCUCUCUGCGCUAUUGAUUAUCUGGAUGAUUGUAGUACUAUUUUUAUGGCUCUUUCACAGCCACGUCUCAGUUAAAGUGUAACGAGGGCAAACGACCACCAGGUAGUGCUGUUUAAUAAGACUUUUUCCAAGGGGCUUAUUGUUGCUUUAACAUAUGCUUUGCAUAGAUUCUAGUUGAAAAACUAGAAUCUAUGCCGUAAUUUAAUGUUUAUUUAAACAUAUUAAUACGAUGAAAAUAGUCUCAAUAUAUGAACACGUGUUAUUUAAU